Annulohypoxylon truncatum is the source of this 1372-nucleotide messenger RNA. RefSeq lists its product as uncharacterized. The transcript has 7 exons. Bases 89 to 1216 code for a protein of 375 amino acids. The record is from RefSeq and is a predicted model, not a curated record. Lineage: Eukaryota; Fungi; Ascomycota; Sordariomycetes; Xylariales; Hypoxylaceae.
GGUGAGCCGAAUCGGCAUUCAUGACAACCUCGAUGAACCGGUGCCGUCAUGGAAUCGGCCAGGAGUCAUCGUGACGGUUGGGGCGGCUAUGACAUGCCUUUCGUCCAUUUGCGUGGUUUAUCGACUCUACAUCCGACUCUACGUCGUACGAGCUAAGGGCUGGGAUGACUUUUUCGUCCUGUUAUACCUCAUUACCGGGUUAUUUAGUGGCAUAGGAGUAUGCACUGCUCCUCACUUUGGGUUGGGUCAGCACUUUAUCUACCUGAAACCAAGCGAUAUAGAAGGUUAUCUUAGGACAUUUUACACAACAAACGCUGCCUAUAAUAUGUCGACCACCUUCAUCAAGAUAUCUCUCCUAUUUCAAUACUUGCGCGUUUUCCAUACUGGCUAUUUGCGAACCAUAUGCAUCAUCAUGCUGGUGAUUGUCGGCUUAUGGGGCACGGUGUAUUCUGCGAUAGCUUGGGUCCCUUGCGUUCCCGUCAGCGGGUAUUGGAAGCUAGGAAUGGAGGCAAAGUGCUACGGAUUCGGUUCCAGGAAUGCCAACGAAUUUUAUAAGAGCUACCUGUCCCACACCGCAGUGAAUAUGGUGUUGGACAUGAUCGUCUUCACCAUUCCGAUUCCGCUCUAUUUCCAACGCGACACGAUCCGACGGACGAAGCUAGGAUUGGUUGGUGUAGUUUCCACAGGCGCAGUUGUAAAUGGCCUUUCUAUAUGGCGGCUGGUCACGAUAGUCGAGCAUAGAGCUACGACGAGCCCGACAUUCGAUCCAACAUGGUAUGGAGCUAUAAGUAUUAUGCUCGGAACAUUGGAGGCUACGAUAGCGAGCAUAUGCGCAUCUUUCCCUAUCUUCUGGCCUUCGUUGAAAGUUCGACUCGAUGAGAUAUUCGUCACUAGAGAGGUGACUAUCACGUUGAACCGUCGAUCGAACGGAUUCUCAGUCGACGCCGGCGACGCGAUCGAGCUCCAGCGUACGGCUAGCGAAGACCGCGACAACAAAUGGAAGAGAUGUCCCAGCAUGGAAGGUAGCGAAACGAGCCAGAGUAGGCUGGCUGAACUAGCCCCCGUGGAAAAGAGAGCGCAGCAUUAUAAAGAUGACUUCAUCUUGGACCAGAUAGAUCCUCUCAGGAAGAACAGUGCCUUUGCUGUGGAGUCGGAGAUCAUAUCGGAGGGUCUUAGCAGGCAGAAAUCAAGACGCCCGUCUCGGGGCAAGAAAUGAUGAACGAUUAUUUAGAUACCCUUUUUGAUUUUUAGUUGAAUUUUGAGGACCAGCAAGUCGACGAGCUGUUUCUGUUGUAGGGCGAUUGUGUUAUCUAGUCUCUACUAGAUAGUAGAUACUCAAGAAAUACAUGUCGGGAUGACAUCGGGAAUUUCU